AUGGAGAAACUGAUUCCUCUGUUACUGAAGUAUAUUCAAAGCCGCCAGAUACCUGGUGGAGUUGUAGUUUUAAUUGCUCACAAUGCUCGCAAUUUUGACGUCCCCUUUUUGAAAAGAGAUUUUAGUCGCUGCUCUUACGAGAUUCCUCCUGACUGGUUGUUCAUCGACACCCUUCCACUGGCUCAUGCAGUGAUGAAAUCUGAAGGAUCCAAAGUUCCAUCAAAAGUAUCCUUACCAGCCCUUGGGGAAUACUACGAUAUUCCAUUGGUUGGUUCGGCGCAUAGAGCCCUAUCAGACGUGCACUUAUUAGCACAGGUUCUUCAGAGAUUGACACAUGACCUGAAAUUGCCAAUCUCCGGCCUACUUCAGAGCUCGUUUAAGUAA
Messenger RNA from Olea europaea var. sylvestris, 384 nucleotides. RefSeq names its product exonuclease DPD1, chloroplastic/mitochondrial-like. Gene Ontology annotation, cellular component: cytoplasm. The coding region runs from base 1 to 384 and encodes 127 amino acids. The record is from RefSeq and is a predicted model, not a curated record. NCBI's taxonomy places the organism in Eukaryota, Viridiplantae, Streptophyta, Magnoliopsida, Lamiales, Oleaceae. The transcript is spliced from 2 exons. Gene Ontology annotation, molecular function: nucleic acid binding; 3'-5'-DNA exonuclease activity. Gene Ontology annotation, biological process: DNA catabolic process.